GAAUUAAACAUUUUUGGCGGCUUUUAGCAGCCCUGGUUCUCAAACAGAAAAAAAAUUGUACUAGUUCCGCCAAAAGAAUCAUAGACAUAUCAGAACAGAGAUGGACAAAAAAAAUUGCUACAUGUAUAUAUUUAUUUAUGUUCUAAAACACAUAUCUCCUUAGAGCAUACAUUAUCUGAAGGCUUAUGCAUUUAAAUAUUCUUAUUAGAUUCAAGGGGAAAUUUUCGAUCAUGGUAAACUAUUAACGUGCCGGGCCGGGCCUCAGAUCUUAGGCACGCGUCCAUCUCUAAUUCCAAGUUUCGUUUAACGCGUUUAACACAAACAUCACACAAGACUAUUAUUUUAUAUCUUAUUGUUAUUAAUGUAAUUAAAAAUAAACAGAAAAGUAAUGCAAUAAAUCUAAAGCAAGUGAUGUGCAUGUAAAUGUAAUUACAAGCUUUGAAAGAAAUAUUCAUUGGGAUUUCCAGGCAAGGACUUGCAUUUGGAGUUGUCAUGGCGGUCAAGGUGCAAUUCGAAAUUGGACAUACAUCACGUUUGCGGAACAAGAAAACCCCACAUCCACAAGGAUUCACCCAUGAUUGGGAAAUCUUUGUACAGGGUGUGAAUAAGGCGGAUAUAAGCUCGUUUGUUGACAAAGUUGUCUUUAUACUUCACGAGUCGUUUCCCAAACCAAAACGGGUUAUCAAGGAGCCGCCAUACUCUAUACAAGAGUCGGGCUAUGCCGGCUUUCUGCUGCCUGUUGAGAUCUAUUUUCGUAAUCGCGAUGAACCCAAACGGAUUAUGUAUCAGUAUGAUCUGGAGCUACAACACACUGGACCACCGCACCAUCAUGUCGAGGUGAAGACACAUGUCUUCGACUCGCCGUCGGAAGAAUUUCGGGCAAAGCUAAUGCGAGGUGGUGGAGUGCCGGUGUUUGGAUCCAACAUUGGAACCACUAGUCUCGGUCGCACCCUAUCACCCAAUGUUGGUGGCGAAAUGAUGUCAAGCAGUGCCAAUGAAAUAGUUGCAGUGAAGGGCAAGGGCGGGAGUGGCAGUGGGAGUGGUAGCGGCAACACUACUGCGGUGCCCAUUGAAUCUGGGUCUGGCAAGAAACAUAAAUCCCGCAUAGAUGACCCGAGCGGCAAAGCUAGCAAUUUUUCGGCUCUCUUUGGUCCACCAAUCACCAAGGGCGUGAAUAACUUGACCGUUCCCAGUGCUCCCAAGCAUUCACCAGACGGCAAGAACGUGGCCAGCAGCAGUGGCAAGGGUGGAUCACAUGAGGGAAAAGAGAAGUCAAGCAAGGAGCGUGACAAAUCCAUUGGCUCGGACAAACCACGAGAGAAGGACAAAAAGGAUCGCCAUGGCAGGGACAAAGAGCGCAAAUCUAGCAAAUCGGCUGAAAGUGGAGGCAGCAGCAAGCACGACCGCGAAAAGGAAAAGUCCAAGAAGGACAAGUCCCGCGACAAGGACCGAGAAAAGGAUCGGGACAAGGAGCAGAGCUCCACAGGAUCAACAACGACGCCGGUAUCCUCGGCGGGAAAAAUUACAGCCAGUCCCAAGCCGGGCAGAACAGCAAUACUAGCCGAAAUGAGUGCUCCUAGUCCAAAAAAGACAACAAAUGCUGAACCUGUAUCAGCCGGAGCUCCAGCAUCACGAUCCAAGGAACGUGAGGAACACAAAUCAUCAAGCAAAUCUGACUCCAAAGACAAGGAACGCAGCUCCAAUAAAAAAUCAAAGAAGGAGAAGAAAGACAAGGAUAAGGAGAAGGAACGCGAAAGGGAACGGGAGAAGUCACGCGAGGAUCACAAGGAUAAACGUUUGCCCAAAGAUGAGCGUGCGGGUCAGCAGCCAAGUGAAAGUCCAGCGCUUAGCGGACCACCUCUACAGACAUCAGCGGCCACUGGCAAGGCCACUCCCACUUCGGUGGGCAGCAGCAGCAGCAAUAGCAGUCUGGUGCCUGCCGCGGCCAAAAAAGUAAGUGAUUCCAAAGAGGAGGCUGGCGGCAAGCAGCCAUCCGAGAAGUCAAAUGAAACGAAAGCCGAAAAGUCGGCCAAUAGUAACGGGAACAUGGAUAACAACAAAAAGUCGCACAAACACAAAAAGAAGGACAAGAGCAAGGAUAAGGAAAAGGAACGCUCUGACCGGGAAAAGGAUAAAGACAAGGAGAAGGACAAAGACAAAGAGCGGGAUAAGGAGAAAUCUAAAGAGCGGGAAAAGGAAAAACCGCAUCAGCAAAUUGCAAUAACCGAAAAGACAUCCGCCGCUGCGAUAUCCUCCCCAUCGCCCAAGAAUCCGGAGAUGUCAACAGGAGGAACCGGCAGCAGCACAACCACCACCACCACCACCGCCAGCAACAGUCCAGCCAUUGAAGCUGCCACCGAUAAGGACAGCAAGGCUGUUGGCAACAGCUCAAAGAAGGAGAAGCACAAGAAAUCCAAGGAAAAAUCCUCUUCCAACAAGGAUGAGAAACGACAGCGGGAGACUGGCGAUAAGACUUCAUCAGAGAAUAAGCACAGUGGCAAACAGCAGUCCGGACAGGCAAAGGCACCAAGUAAUUUGGAUCUCAGCGAUGUGGAUUCAGCUCAAUCGGCACCCGACCUGGCGGCCAGCAGUGCCUUGGCUGCUGCUGCUGCUGCUACACUGCAGCACUCGGACAGUUCUAACAGUAGUUUUCCCGAUUUAUCGGCCAAAAAGUCAACUCAAAUGACGCCCAAGAGCAACUCAUUUGGCGGCAAAGAAGGAAAAUCCACUGGCAAGGAGCACAAGGCUGGAAAAUCGAAGGGCAGCGAGAAAACAGAGAAAGGUGCCGAUAAGCUGGAAAAGAUUGACAAGUCGCCAGAUACCAAAACCGAGAAAUCAGAAAAGGACGACAAAAAGCGGAGUCGCCGCAAUUCACCAAACAGCGGCGGUAGCAGCAGCACCUUCAUCGAGCCACCAGUCAAAUCCACAAAGAAAGAGCAGGCCACCAAUAAAGCGGCGCGCGAGAAAUCAAAAUCUCCAUCGCUGCGUGCUGCCUCCUCGCCAGCUGUUGUCGCUGGCUCAUCACCAAGCACAACGCCAAUAACGACUGCAACCACAACAGCAACAACAACCACGACAACUUCAUCAGCCAUAGCAGGAGCAACACCCGUUGUCAGCAAUAACAAUGUGAGUGGCCAUUCGCCAGCUGAACUCCCAAUUGGAGGACCAAUAACACCUGCUGCUAUCACCUCAACUCCGUUGGCCACAGAAUAUCUGAGUGAAUUGCAGGAAUUGCAUCAGAAGAUCAUGACACUGCAGGACAACGAGGAACUGCAACAUGUUGUCGAGAUGAUUGCCGCUACCGGUUGCUAUGAGAUCACCCACAAGACCUUUGACUUUGAUCUCUGCAAACUGGAUCGGGGUACUGUGCAGCGAUUGCAAGAGUUUUUGGCGACUUCGGUGUCGUGACACCAUCCAAUGGCCAGCGCUCCAGCUUCAGCCUCAGCCGCCCCGGCACCGGCCCCAGCUCCCGGUGUCUACAGCUAGACGAUGCACAAAUCCUCAUGCACAUAACCAAAUCAUUAAACUUAGUUUAUAAACAAUAACAAAAACACAAAGCAAAGUAAAAAAAAAAAAAACAGAAAAAACAAAAACAAACAUGCCCUCGAAAAUACACCCAAGUUGUAUUGGAUUAAUUUUGAAUUCUUAACUUCCCUCGACUACAUCCAUACCCUACUAUACAUCCAUGCCCCAAUUGUGCAUAAUGCAGGUCGAAUUUAGACUCAUUCACUUUAAGACUUUAAUCAUUAAUUCAUGUUUGUUUUCUUUAAUCAUUCGUAACUAAAAAGUUUGUAUAUCUAAAUUUGUAUACUAUAUGCUUUUAUAUAAAACAUAAUUUAUUUGGUU
This is a messenger RNA of Drosophila willistoni, 3846 nucleotides long. RefSeq names its product protein AF-9. The coding region runs from base 493 to 3408 and encodes 971 amino acids. Lineage: Eukaryota; Metazoa; Arthropoda; Insecta; Diptera; Drosophilidae. Gene Ontology annotation, cellular component: super elongation complex. The transcript has 3 exons. The record is from RefSeq and is a predicted model, not a curated record. Gene Ontology annotation, biological process: regulation of DNA-templated transcription.